Molecule: messenger RNA, 1345 nt
Organism: Aphanomyces invadans
Lineage: Eukaryota; Oomycota; Saprolegniomycetes; Saprolegniales; Verrucalvaceae
Exons: 1
Coding region: 57-1205 (382 amino acids)
Molecular function (GO): zinc ion binding
Source: RefSeq, a predicted model, not a curated record
CAGAAAGACAAAAUCGUUUGUUCGGAAUCGUUCUUCGGCUCACCCGAUAGAGCGUCAUGCCGGCCCCGAAGCUCGCUCUGCAAACCAUGGGGAAGGGGGCUGGGCACGAUGGGGCGAAGCAGCGCACCGACGUCGUGAUGAUGGCCCUCGUUUCACGCGCAGAUUGGACUUGCUCUCGUCCAUGCUUGCUGAUGGUAAAAACAUGCAUCAUGACAUCGUUCCAACGUGUUUCGCCGCCCGACAACCCGCGGUGGCUGUGCCACAUGUUCCCGAGGUGCCGCCGGUGGAACCCACAUCACUUUGCGUUGUUGUUGCGGGCGUGUUCACUCGCGAUGGCUUCUAACACAGCUGGACGCGUCGACGUGCAGUGCGACACCUGCGGGCUAUUUCCGUUUGUCGGCCCGCUGUUCGUGUCGAAGCGGGGCUUCACCCUGUGCCAUUCGUGCGCUUCGUCUGGAAAAUAUCAGGCUUCCCAUGGUCCGUUUGACGUCGAGAGCGCCGACUCGCCGGCCCUCUUUCCCGCACGCGCGACGUGCGAUGGGUGCGCGAUCGCGCUCGACGCGACGGGGUUCCGGUCCACGUCGGUGUUCAAUUUUGACUUGUGUGAGUCGUGCCAUGCGUCCUCCAAGUGGGAAGCGACCCACGGUCCAUUCCUGCCGCAGCAGUACCAUCCGUCCAACGUCCGGUACGAUGCGCAGUGUGACGGCUGCGAAAUGUUCCCAAUCGUGGGGGCCGUGCACAGCUCAUUGACGUCACCGGGGUUUGUGCUUUGCGACCCGUGCGAGAGAUCGCACCGGUGGACUCAAUCGCAUGGUCCAUUCACGACGGAAUCGCCGCCUUUCGAACACAACCAAGUCCUGUUCGACUCGACGUGCGAUGGAUGCGCCAAACUUCUCGUGGGAACUGGGUUUGCAUCUGCGUCGACGUUCGACUACCACGUGUGCGCAGCGUGCCACGCGUCCUCGCGCGUGCCUCCGAACGGGCCGUUUGUCCCGAUUGUGUUUGUGCAGCGACCUUCGUCGCAGCUACGCGAAAUGGGCGCCAAGGGCAGCUGCCAGGGCUGCGGCGAGCCCCUCGACUCGUUUGCGUACCGCAACCGCGUUGGCUUUACCAUUUGCUUUACGUGCGAGACGUCGGGCAAGUUUGACCUCCUCCACGGCCCGUUCAUCGACACGGACUCGUACCAGAUGAAUCAAUUGAUCUAGACUUGGACGACGGCAUAGCUUGCCCAUGGACUUGUGGCUGGAUCGUGCACUCGGCAAGAAUGUAGCGCACGUCUCGAGGAAUAUGCAUCCAAUGAAAUGGGAUGGUCCCAAGCGAUAAUGGUAGCGUUAUCGAGAGCCCG